Pyricularia oryzae 70-15 is the source of this 441-nucleotide messenger RNA. RefSeq lists its product as uncharacterized. Lineage: Eukaryota; Fungi; Ascomycota; Sordariomycetes; Magnaporthales; Pyriculariaceae. The record is from RefSeq and is a predicted model, not a curated record. The transcript is spliced from 4 exons. The coding region runs from base 138 to 365 and encodes 75 amino acids.
CCGACGACAUUCAAGGCAUUCAAGCUCAUCAAUCAACCUCAUCCAAUCCCAACCGUGCCCCGUCGAGAUUGAUAGCCAAUUGCCAUAACAUCAUCACACGACGAUACCCAGACCGGACACCGCUAAAAUCAUUCAAAAUGGCGGGCCUCCAGCACAACAAGAUGUCCUUGGACCCGGCCAUUGUUAAGCUGGGCCACAUGAACACGAACCGCUACAAGUACUUUCGAUGGACGCCGAGGACAGUCAAGAUCUCCUUGAUGUACGUUGUGGUGGUGCCGAGUAUUCUGGGAUACUUUGCGUACACGACAGAUGGCAAGUGGGACUUCAGGGCAAAGCGCAAGGGCGACGACAUUCGGGAGUUCUAGACGCCUUAACAGUUGACACUGUACAUAAAGGAAACCAGUUUACUGGGGCUCAUAUCAAUACACUUCUGCAAGACAA